UUUAAAUACAAUUAAACAUUUUUCUGAAAUGUCAAUUUUUCCAGCAUAUUGCGAAAAAAAUGAAAAAGAAAAUAAUGAAGAUUUGAGUCAAUCUGUUUCGAAUCCAAACUGGUUGGAAAAUGAAAGCUUUAAUGUCCAGGAUGAAGUAAAUAAAAUCUUUGAUGCGGAAAAGGCAGAUUCUUCAUCCAGCACGAGCAGCAGUUCCGAUGCUAAUAAACAUGAACUCAUGGAAGAUGAAAAUGAAUUUUACAAAUCAUCAAAAAGUGUAAGAACGAAAAAAAAUACGCCAGUUUAUGAAUUUACAGGUGCUGAAAACUAUUACAUUGACAAAACUCCAUCCAUUGUAAAUAUUAAAAAGCACACAAUAUCUAAAAAAUUUAAACAAAAGAAUUCAAAAAAAUUGCGUUACUUUCAAAAUAAACUACUUUCUGCUAAGAUAGUGCCAAAUCUGCAACUCAAUGAAGACGAAUAUACUACGCGGUUAGCAGAGCUUAAUCGUGCGACUAUUACAGCUCCUGGUGAAAUCCAACACUGGUUGGAAUUGAUUGAACUUCAAGACAGAAAUCCGUAUAAGAUGACGCGGCUCGCAAUUGCAGAAAAGAGAGUGGACAUUAUAAAGCGAGCGCUUGUGUAUUUACCGCGAAACAAUAUUCUAUACAGUGCCUUUGUCAAUGCAAUUUCUGAUUCGUUUCCUUCGUAUGAAGUCUCUGCCAGGUUGGAUAGCCUAAUAGCUAAGGAUUCAACCAAUUACACUUUAUGGUUAGCUCAAAUCCUCUGUACACAAACGUCAAUGGCAAAGUGUAAUGUGCCUGAUGUGUUGAAACUUUACAGAACGGCUAUGUCUAGAAUGCACCAUGCGAAUUUGAAGGCAUCGUCAAAUGAAGUGGUGGUGUCGGAUGAUAUUAUGCUUGCACUGUUCUACAAUUGUGCACUUUUUCUACGCCAAGCAGGUCAUUUUGAGCAAUUAUUUGCCUUGAUAAAACUUUCGCUAGAACUAAAUAUUUCAAUAGACGGACUAAGUGGGCUUGCGCCACUUGACGCUGAUCAUCACACACUUAUUGAGUAUGAAGAAAUGAUAUUAGGAUCUGGGUUGCCUAUGAAUGAAAUUUGGCUGCGUAUCGAGAAGCUUCGGCAGGGCUUCAAUUUUUUACCCUACACGACCAAUGUGAAGUGUUCCGAUCCCGAACGCAUUGUACUAAAUGAAGAUAUUUGCCACUAUGCAUAUCCACUGAAAUCACCUGAAGAAUCAUUUAAGCUGAUGUUAUUAAUAUUUCGUUUACUUAAAUUGCCAUUCAUCGAAACCGAUUCACUUGCAAAACGACUGAGCCUGCAUACAUCGUAUGCAAGUGGAUCUGACGCUAUUGAAGAUGUGUUCAUCACAUUUUUACGUGGUGGAAAUUUUGUUUUAAAGCACGACGAAAUGUUUUUAAACAGUUUGUAUGAAUUGGUUAAGGAAAUGGCUGUUAAUCCGACGUUCGUGUGCACAAGCAUUGGGCAUGAAAUAUACAUACGCUCCAUAACCGAUCUUCUAAAGAAUUGCGCUGCGUUUUACGAUGGUAAAGAUGAGCGAAAGCGCAUUGCCUUGUUGAUGCUGUAUUGCCGCUUUGAGCGCGUUCUGCUCCUCAUACAGAAAGUUAGCAAAAAAUUGACUGCGGAAUAUGUGAAGGCUGGACGUUCCAAAUUUAAAAGUUUACUCAAGCUGCCACAAAACCGCAACGUCAUCAAUUUGUACACCGAACUUGGAAUAUACGAAUUUGAGGCAUUAAAAGAUUCGGAUGAUUUAAGCAAAGUGAAAAGUAUUUUUGAAAAUAUAGCCGCAAAUAAUGAAAACGAAAUUUUCUCCUCCGACUUGUGCCAUUUAUAUGCAACUUAUGCCGAAAUUUUAAUCCAAAGGAAAAUGCUACAAGAAGCAAUUAAAGUGCUAUGCGCCUUUGGGGCAAAUGUGGACACAACGACCAAAGAUACGAUUAGCGAUGCAAAAAAACUGGCGGCGUUGAAAAAUAUACGCGAAAAACUGGAAAUCCUCAUCAAGGUUGAGCAAAAUGUAAAAAUAAUGGUUCUGGAACAAUAUCUACUGCCAGACCACGUGGUGUCCUUAAUUAAAAUGCAUGCAUUGUUGCAGUGGUUGAUGUGCGACAAACCUGGCGCCUUGUCCUUCAUUGAUUCUCUGACUAACUUGUUUUGUGACAGUUCGGAUAGACAUAUUUUUCUACGUGAGCAAAUCCUUCAAGUGAGUAUUGUGCUCACAAAACUGGGCGAUGCCAAUAGCCUGAAUUGCAACAACGCUCUGAAUAAAAAGAUAAGUUUGGGUCUUGAGCAAUUUCCAAGCAACAUGUGGUUAAAACUGCGAUGGGGUGUGGAGAAAACGUCUUGGUGCACGUCAUUAGUUUUGAUCCAAGACGUAACGAAUGUGUAUGGUAUUAUUUUCACCAUCGCAAAGUUCCAUUGUAAAUUUUUAAUGCAAGACUUCCAAAGCACAGAAUUCAUGUACUCCGAUGAAACAAUACGAAUAAUUGAUGAGAAAUACGCUAAAUCAUUAAUCCAAAAUCGUAUAGUGAACAUUUUCAAGAUGUUAGUCGACAGUUCGAGUAAAACUACUGGAAAGGAUACCUGUAAAGCACUGCUGAGCAACUCACUAUUUUGGCGGCUGUAUCUGCGUUGUUUGUCCGAUGAAUAUACUGACUUCGAAAAGCUAAAGGAAUGUUUGUUAACUUCGUUGGAUAAUUGUCCUUGGAGCAAAGUAUUAUAUUUAGAUGGUGGAACUUAUGUACCGCAACAAUUGUCACAUCUGCAAGAUUUAAUUAUCGAGAAGCAACUACGUCUUUAUGCCCUGCCAGAGGAGCUACAUAUUCUACGUCAAGAAUAAUAUUAAAUCUAUUAUAAAUAUUUUUUAAUUUAU
Messenger RNA from Teleopsis dalmanni, 2899 nucleotides. RefSeq lists its product as uncharacterized. The coding region runs from base 29 to 2866 and encodes 945 amino acids. The record is from RefSeq and is a predicted model, not a curated record. NCBI's taxonomy places the organism in Eukaryota, Metazoa, Arthropoda, Insecta, Diptera, Diopsidae. Gene Ontology annotation, cellular component: catalytic step 2 spliceosome. The transcript has a single exon. Gene Ontology annotation, biological process: regulatory ncRNA-mediated post-transcriptional gene silencing; negative regulation of RNA catabolic process.